GUCUAUGCUCAAAAAUGUCUUUUACGCAUUCGUAGUGAUGGUGGCUGGCUUCCUUGCAAACAUAGCGUCAUAAAUUUCGUUUAAUUUGUAAAAAAUCUUAAUUAUUCGAUCGCAUAACGAUCGUAUUUAUAGUGAAAUAAGUGAAUAAGAAGUUUUCAUAGCAAAUAGAAAUGAGUUCAAGCGUGUGCUACAAGUGCAACAGGACCGGCCAUUUCGCGCGCGAAUGUACGCAGGGGGGCGUGGGUGCACGCGACUCUGGGUUCAACCGCCAGCGCGAAAAGUGCUUCAAGUGCAACCGCACCGGACACUUCGCAAGAGACUGCAAGGAGGAAGCCGACCGUUGCUACAGAUGUAACGGCACGGGGCACAUAGCGCGCGAGUGCGCGCAGAGCCCCGACGAGCCCUCGUGUUACAACUGCAACAAGACGGGGCACAUCGCGCGGAACUGCCCCGAGGGCGGGCGCGAGUCGUCGUCGGGCCAGACGUGCUAUAACUGCAACAAGGCCGGCCACAUCUCGCGCAACUGCCCCGACGGCACCAAGACGUGCUACGUGUGCGGCAAGCCCGGCCACAUCUCGCGCGACUGCGACGAGUCGGAGCGGAACUAACACACGCACCGCCCACACCGUAUAACAAUAAACUAUGUAUAUUAUGAUGCCACGCACGGACUGUAAGCAAAGGACGCGAUACGCGACACUAGAUCGGACGACCGCAGACGUACGACAUGAAAUUAAAGCAACGGAAUUAUAAGACAGAGUAGACGCAGGACGGCGUUGUCGCGAGACUGAGCAGCAUGGAUCGUUGACUUGUACAUAGACUCCGCCGGCGCGGGCUCUCGCCGUAGGUUAAUGUUUGUUCUUGCACGUGAACGAGUUGUGUUUUUAAAUCAUUUAAUAAUCGUGAAUGAACUAUUGAUGAGGUAGCGUUACAGUUUUUAGCAAUACAGAGUAUAUAUUUAAUAUAUUUUGUACAGAUUUAUUUGUCAAAAGAUAAAUUGGAUGCUGGCGUAUGAUGCGUUUUCACUGAGGAGAGGAGGAGACCCCACCGGACUCUCUUGUUCGUCUAGUAGUAGCCUUACUUGUUUGUGGUGUGACGGAACUCGGAGCUGUUCACCUGUGACCAUUUCAUUUUGUUUUCUAUCAAUUCCUUUGUUUAUGAGGUCCUGCUGACUUGUGGAGAAUUCAGUGGUUAAUUAAUUAUUAGAAUUUCAUCAAUCAGUAUAUUUUUUAUUUUGUUAUCCCUUAAUAUGCCUGUAUAAUUGAAUGUACAAUAUCAGCUUGCAGUGGGAGAUAAUAAACAUCUUGCCUUAUUUUUC
This is a messenger RNA of Pararge aegeria (speckled wood butterfly), 1315 nucleotides long. It is a transcript of the gene CNBP, whose product is annotated as CCHC-type zinc finger protein CG3800-like. The transcript is spliced from 3 exons. Gene Ontology annotation, biological process: positive regulation of cytoplasmic translation. Gene Ontology annotation, molecular function: single-stranded RNA binding; mRNA binding; zinc ion binding. Bases 171 to 608 code for a protein of 145 amino acids. NCBI's taxonomy places the organism in Eukaryota, Metazoa, Arthropoda, Insecta, Lepidoptera, Nymphalidae. Gene Ontology annotation, cellular component: cytoplasm. The record is from RefSeq and is a predicted model, not a curated record.